This is a messenger RNA of Candidozyma haemuli, 1176 nucleotides long. It is a transcript of the gene HOC1, whose product is annotated as alpha-1,6-mannosyltransferase. Gene Ontology annotation, biological process: protein N-linked glycosylation. The transcript has a single exon. Gene Ontology annotation, molecular function: alpha-1,6-mannosyltransferase activity. Gene Ontology annotation, cellular component: mannan polymerase complex. The record is from RefSeq and is a predicted model, not a curated record. NCBI's taxonomy places the organism in Eukaryota, Fungi, Ascomycota, Pichiomycetes, Serinales, Metschnikowiaceae. The coding region runs from base 1 to 1176 and encodes 391 amino acids.
AUGACAAACCGUAGACGAUUAGCGGUUGCUGCAUUGGCAUUAUUCGUCGUAAUAAUUGUGGUGACAAAGUUCUCGGUAUCAAGACUGAAAAACCUCCGACUUUCAAACAUCGAUAAUCUAGCUGGAAUGCUGUCACUUAUAUCAAACGAAAACAGCAAAAAACAGGAUGAAUUCUUUAAGAAGCUUGAAAAGAUGCAACUGCAAUUGUAUCUGAAACAUGAAGAAAGAUUAAAGAACUUGGAGAAGCAAAACGAAUUUCUUAUUGAACAGAUCAAACUCAUGAGAAGCCCGCCCGAAAAGUUCUCUCUUCGGGAAAAGUUGGCAUUCAUGACUCCAUACGACCCGAAGACAAAAUUUCCUGCGUAUGUCUGGCAAACUUGGAAACAUGGCCUUAAUGACGACAGGUUUGACGCACAAUAUAGAGAGGGGCAGGCACAGUGGGCUGUGAAGAAUCCCGGAUUUGUUCACGAACUAUUUAAUGAUGAUACUACCUUCGCUACUGUCAAACAUUUAUACCAGCACGCUCCGGAAGUUGUAGAAGCAUACAAACUGAUGCCAGAGGUUAUAUUAAAAAUGGACUUUUUCAAGUAUUUGAUACUUUUUGCCAAAGGCGGUGUUUAUGCCGAUGUUGAUACCGUGCCUUUGCAACCUGUUCCUAAUUGGAUUCCCGAAAAUGUCUCACCAACAGAGCUCGGGUUGAUUAUUGCAGUCGGAUCAGAUUCAAAUCUGGCAGAUUGGAGGCUGGAUACGGUACGCAGAUUGGAGUUUGGCAACUUCGUCAUUCAGUGUAAGCCCGGACACCCUAUAUUCCGUGAGAUCAUCGCAUCUAUUACCGAAAACACUUUGGGAUUGAGAAGAACCCUCAAGGAAGGUGAACAACUUGCCUUGGAAGGACUGUCUAAUCAAAAAUCCUUAGCGAUAUCUAAGUGGACAGGUAGUGGCCUUUGGACUGAUACUAUCCUUGAAUACCUUAAUGAUUACGUGAAACUGUCGAUUUAUCAGUCUGUGUCAUGGAAGGACUUCCAUGCCUUGGAGAAACCUAAGCUCGUCAGCGACGUCUUGGUCUUACCAAUCAAGUCGUUUGCUUCUACUCUUGAGGUUCCAAAAGAUGGCAAGAUUAGUGAUCCAAUUGCGUUCGUGAAACACUAUCUGGCAAACAUUUGGAAGUCAGGAUAG